Messenger RNA from Triticum turgidum subsp. durum (durum wheat), 429 nucleotides. NCBI's taxonomy places the organism in Eukaryota, Viridiplantae, Streptophyta, Magnoliopsida, Poales, Poaceae. The record is from the annotation of a GenBank genome assembly.
AUGAAGACCGAAUCCCCGCGUCAUCUUCGUAACCCUCUGCUCGUCCUCCUCUUCCUCGCAGCAGCAGCAGCAGCGUCGGCAGCCCCCGUCGUCCAGAUCGCCAUGGCGGCCGAGCCGGAGCAGGCGCCCGCGGCGCAGGAGGCGGCCGUGCACAUCGUCUACGUGGACCGCCCCGAGGACGCCGACCCCGAGGAGUUCCACAUCCGCACCCUUGCCCCCGUCCUCGGCAGCGAGGAGAAGGCCAGGGGCGCGGUCCUCUACCACUACAAGCACGCCGCCAGCGGAUUCUCCGCAAAGCUCACCACCGAGCAGGUCGAGGACCUCAAGAAGCAACCAGGUGUCCUUCAGGUUGUGCCGAGCCAGACCUACCAGCUCCAUGGAAAUGAGGGUGGACAUGCCAGCACAACCCGCACCAUGGGCCUUAUGUGA